AUGGGCCGCAAGUUCUUCGUUGGAGGAAACUUCAAAAUGAAUGGGACGAUCAAGACCAUUACAGAGAUCGUCCACAACCUCUCCACGGCCCAGCUCGACCCCAAUACUGAAGUCGUCAUCGCUCCUCCGAGCUUGUAUCUGCUCCUCGCCCGAGAACAUCUUGCUCCCCACAUCGAAGUCGCAGCCCAGAAUGUCUUUGACAAGCCCAGUGGCGCAUUCACCGGCGAAAUCUCUCCACAACAACUGAAAGACAGCAACAUCACGUGGGUUGUCCUAGGCCAUUCCGAGCGCCGCACUAUCCUCCGGGAGGAGGACGAGUUUGUGGCUGCCAAAACCAAGGCCGCAUUGGAUGCUGGUAUCAACGUCAUCUUGUGCUGUGGAGAGUCUCUUGAGGAGAGAGAAAAGGGCGUCACUGUCGAUGUGGUCACGAGACAAUUGCAAGCAGUGAACAAAGUCAUUGGCAAGGAUGGCUGGAAAAACGUGGUGAUUGCGUAUGAGCCGAUCUGGGCUAUUGGAACAGGCAAAGUUGCUACAACUGAGCAAGCCCAAGAAGUCCAUGCAGCAGUCAGAAAAUGGCUUGCGGACGCCGUUACGCCCGAGGUGGCAGAGUUCACCAGAAUCAUCUAUGGCGGUAGCGUGACCGAGAAGAACUCCCCAGAAUUGGCCAAACAGCCCGACGUCGACGGUUUCUUGGUUGGUGGUGCCAGUUUGAAGCCUGCUUUCGUCGAGAUCAUCAACAGCAACGCCUAG
This is a messenger RNA of Capronia epimyces CBS 606.96, 750 nucleotides long. Its product is annotated as triosephosphate isomerase. Gene Ontology annotation, molecular function: triose-phosphate isomerase activity. Gene Ontology annotation, cellular component: cytosol. The coding region runs from base 1 to 750 and encodes 249 amino acids. The record is from RefSeq and is a predicted model, not a curated record. Gene Ontology annotation, biological process: glycolytic process; glycerol catabolic process; glyceraldehyde-3-phosphate biosynthetic process. NCBI's taxonomy places the organism in Eukaryota, Fungi, Ascomycota, Eurotiomycetes, Chaetothyriales, Herpotrichiellaceae. The transcript is spliced from 5 exons.